Molecule: messenger RNA, 165 nt
Organism: Hyaloscypha bicolor E
Lineage: Eukaryota; Fungi; Ascomycota; Leotiomycetes; Helotiales; Hyaloscyphaceae
Exons: 1
Coding region: 1-165 (54 amino acids)
Source: RefSeq, a predicted model, not a curated record
AUGGCUCUUCCCAGUUACUGUAACCAUUCGUUCAACCUGCUCAAGUCCGAAUCAACGCUCAUACAAUGGGUUUGUUCUAUGUGCCACGGCGGGCCUCAUUGGUACAUCUUUGAGUGCAAGUAUUGCAAGUUGAAGACUUGUCGGCCCUGUACAAACAAAGUUUAG